Apaloderma vittatum (bar-tailed trogon) is the source of this 371-nucleotide messenger RNA. Its product is annotated as actin, muscle-like. The transcript has 2 exons. NCBI's taxonomy places the organism in Eukaryota, Metazoa, Chordata, Aves, Trogoniformes, Trogonidae. The annotation marks the transcript as partial. The record is from RefSeq and is a predicted model, not a curated record.
CCGAGCGGGAAAUCGUGCGUGACAUCAAGGAGAAGCUCUGCUACGUGGCCCUCGACUUCGAGAACGAGAUGGCCACGGCCGCCUCCUCCUCCUCGCUGGAGAAGAGCUACGAGCUCCCCGACGGGCAGGUCAUCACCAUCGGGAACGAGCGUUUCCGCUGCCCGGAGACUCUCUUCCAACCCUCCUUCAUCGGUGAGCAUGCGGCCAUCCACGAGCCCACCUACAACCCCAUCAUGAAGUGCGACAUCGACAUCCGCAAGGACCUCUACGCCAACAACGUGUUGUCCGGCGGCACCACCAUGUACCCCGGCAUCGCCGACCGCAUGCAGAAGGAAAUCACGGCGCUGGCUCCCAGCACCAUGAAGAUCAAA